AUGCAUUCUCCACUUGCCUACCUUGCACUCCUGCUCCCCGUCGUCUCUGCUGUGCCAGCUCCAAACCCCCUCGCCUUGCUUAACGCUCGCGCCGGCCCGGCCGCAGGCAGCGUCAUCACAUCGUGUACCCAGCCCAAUACGAUCGCGCUCACGUUCGACGACGGUCCGUAUCAAUAUGAAGGUGCCAUCGUCCAAGCCUUGAAUGCCGCCGGUGCCAAAGGAACGUUCUUUGUUACAGGAACGCUCUACAACUGCAUCUAUUCUCAAGCAAGUCAAUUAAAGGCAACAUACGCAGCCGGUCAUCAGAUCGCCUCUCACACCUGGACCCAUGCCGAUCUGUCAACCAAGUCCGCUGCAGAUGUGAAGACCGAGAUGACGAAACUCGAGACGGCAUUUGCGAACAUCCUCGGCGUGAAACCAACAUACAUGCGCCCCCCCAAUGGGAACACUGGCGGACAGAUGAAGUCUGUCAUGCAGCAGCUGGGUUACCGAAUUGUGACGUGGGAUAUCGACUCCGAGGACUGGAACCAUCAGACACCCCAGUAUUCCGAACAAAAGUUUUCUUCGACCGGCGCAGGAUCUCAUAUCCCGUUAAUGCAUGAAACCAUUCCAACGACUUCGCAAACACUCCUUCCGUGGGUUCUCAACUGGGCCAAGCAAAAGGGCUUGAAAAUGGUGACGGUUGCUGAGUGCUUGGGCGAUGCUGGUGGAGCGUACACUACGCCUGUGGCAACGACUGGAGCUACGAAUUGUUAG
Messenger RNA from Venustampulla echinocandica, 756 nucleotides. RefSeq names its product Glycoside hydrolase. The record is from RefSeq and is a predicted model, not a curated record. Bases 1 to 756 code for a protein of 251 amino acids. Gene Ontology annotation, biological process: carbohydrate metabolic process. NCBI's taxonomy places the organism in Eukaryota, Fungi, Ascomycota, Leotiomycetes, Helotiales, Pleuroascaceae. Gene Ontology annotation, molecular function: hydrolase activity, acting on carbon-nitrogen (but not peptide) bonds. The transcript has a single exon.